Molecule: messenger RNA, 5266 nt
Organism: Glycine soja
Lineage: Eukaryota; Viridiplantae; Streptophyta; Magnoliopsida; Fabales; Fabaceae
Product: protein HUA2-LIKE 2-like
Exons: 12
Coding region: 343-4533 (1396 amino acids)
Biological process (GO): regulation of transcription by RNA polymerase II
Cellular component (GO): nucleus
Molecular function (GO): double-stranded DNA binding; transcription coregulator activity
Source: RefSeq, a predicted model, not a curated record
GAGCGCACGUUAGCCCACUUCACCCCAGAGCAGAUGCCCAUACUCCGUAUCUAGCUUCCACCUAACCAAACUCAUUUUCUCUUCUGUGUCUGAAAACAAAACCAAAAUACCACCUGCGUCCCCAAUAUCACUUCUUCUCUCUCAAUUAGGGUUUGCGUUUUUACACUCUCUCCGACACCCCCCCCCCCUCUCUCUGCUUCUCCUCGAUCCCUCGCGUUUCAAUGCCUGCCAAAUCUUUCAGCAAAAUCCAAACAGUGCCAAGCAGUUCCACUUUCGAGCAAAUUCGGCGUUCGAUUCAGUUCAUAUCAGUUCCUCCCCUUAUUUGACUAUAGGGCCCCUCCCAUGGCGCCUAGCCGCAGAAGGGGCGUCAGUAAGGCGGCGGCGGCCGCCGCAGCUUGCCGCCAGUUUCAAGUCGGCGAUCUUGUACUUGCCAAAGUUAAGGGGUUCCCUGCAUGGCCUGCCACGGUAAGUGAGCCGGAGAAGUGGGGUUACUCUUCUGAUCGGAAGAAAGUGCAUGUUCACUUCUUUGGAACCCAACAAAUAGCUUUCUGCAAUCCUGCUGAUGUGGAAGCAUUUACUGAGGAGAAAAAACAGUCUAUUCUUGGAAAACGUCAUGGAAAGGGUGCUGAAUUUGGUCGUGCUGUUAAGGAGAUAAUUGAAGUUUUUGAGAAAUUAAAAAAAGAGACUCAGCUUGAUGAAACUGGCUCUGGUGGUGAUGUUGCUAAUGCAGAUGUUUCAAAUCCUGUUAACUCAUCUGCCAAGUAUCAGACAGAUGCUCCUGAGUUGGCACAUACAUUACCAAUGAAUUCUUCAAAUUCUAUUAUCAACAAACAUGAGGUGGUAUGUGUAGCUGAGGAUGACUCAGCCGCUGUAUUUAAAGAUGAAUCUCAUAAUAAGGAGGCAAUGUUGGGGGAGCCUGCUGAUAAGAUUGCUGCCGUAAAAUCUCCCAAGCCAGUUACUUACUCUUCUCGAAAAAGAUCUAUGGGUGACUUGUGUCUGCAGGGCUGUGUAACAGAUAGACAUACCUCAGUACGAAGGUCUAGAAAUUCAUCACGUGCCCAAAACUGUGUGUUGCCUUGCAAUGACAAUGGAAAGAGUGCUGGUAACCCAUCAACUACUGCAGCUCAGAGUGCAUGUACAUGUAGGAAUAGAAGUGUCAGGAAAUCAUCUGAUCUUUUUGGCUGUGAUGAUUUUGAGUCAUCUGCUUUUGUCUUGAAUGGUAGCAUGGAGGACAACAGUUCCGAAAUUAUCACAACUGAUUCUGAUACAUUUAGCUUGAAUGAGGGUAGUACAAUGGAUUCAAAUUUUAAACUUGAACUAUCUGAAGCUAUUGAUUGUCCAGAAAUUGAGUUGAACAAAGGGCUUGAUCUUGAAAUAAAAUCUGUAGUCAAUAAGAAAAAAAGAAAACCCAAUAGGAAGAGGGCAGCUAAUGAUGCUUCUAAGCCAACCAGUGGGCCAGAGGAGGAGAUUGGUGUGCAGAAUGCCAGUCAAAGUUCACAGAAUAUUUGUGGAAAUUCCAAAGAAAGAUGCUUUGAACAAGAUGGAGAUGAACACUUGCCCCUUGUGAAACGAGCAAGAGUCAGAAUGGGUAAAUCAUCCGUUGAGGGAGAACUACAUAGCACUCUCCAAUCUCAAGAAAAAAAUUGUAAGGAAGAUACUAACUCAGCGCCGCAGAUGAUCACAUCCUCAAAUUGUGAGAAUAAUAGCCCCGCCGAUGGAGACUCAUCUUUGCUGAAUGGAGCUUUGGAUAAUGUUUCUCCAAAAAUUUCAGUUCCAUGUUCUAACACUCAGAUUUGUAAUGCUAAGAAAGAUCAAACCUUCAGCUCUGUGGAUGUUGAAGCUGCUUUACCUCCAUCUAAACGCCUCCAUCGUGCUUUAGAAGCCAUGUCAGCCAAUGCUGCUGAAGAAGGUCAAGCUCAUUUGGAAGCAUCCUCCUCCAUAAUGACAUCAAGUGGUAUGCGCUGUAUAUCUAAUGGCAAGAGAUGUCCGAGUAUGGCCAUUAAUAAUCAAGAAGGUAAUUGUUUAGAGCCACAAAAGUUGGAUACUUGCAACAUUGAUUCUUCUCAUAUCAAAGUGUAUGGUUUCUCAAUCAGUUCAAAUCCAAUGAUUUUUACAGAGAAUAAAUCACCUAUCCAAGUGGGUAAGCAAAUGACCAAGAUACAAAAACAUGAAACUGGCAAGGAUGUUCUCCCAGGUGCUACAGAUCAAGUUGGUGGAGAGCUUAGUGAUCAUAUGGUUUGUCAGACAGCUAAAGCAGAUUUAAAAAUUCAGUCAAAUGGACAAAUUUCUUCUAAUCUUGAUUCAAAAUUUUGUGAUGUUGGAAGCAUUCAAGAUUCACCCAAUCCAUCAUUACCGGCAAAUGGUGAAGACAACAUUAGAACUGUGAAUAAUUCAAAUACAGCAUCUGAUGGAUCAGAACAUAAUGGAAUAAGCCUUGACCCUGUAAUUGGUGAGAAGGAAAAUGAUGCUUCCUUACCUCAUAAUAUUGAUGUGCCUCAGAAUGAGGGUGCUGUAUGUGAAGAUACAGAAUGCUUGAAGCCAGCAGUUGUUGAUAUUGGCACAGCAAAUGAUAUGCAUGAGAUUGUGAAUGAUGCAAAAUGUAAAGGUCCAGAGGAGGAUAUGAAUUCUGUCUCAACAUCUGAUGACCAUUUGGGUGAGAAUGGAAUUUUGGACAUUCGGUCAAGUCCAUCCUUAACAGAUGGGGGAGAUUGUGUUCCGCAAGGUUCGCCUCCUACUACAUCUAUUUGCAAUGUUUCGACAUCCGACAGUAGUAAUAUCCUUCACAAUGGAAGUUGUAGCCCUGAUGUACAUUUACACCAGAAACAAACUGUAUCUGGUCCUGUCGAUGGUAGUAAAGAUGGGGAUGUGGCAACUCAACAAUCAAGAUGUAUGGGUAAGUCAACUGAAGCAGGACGUGCUGCUUUGUUGUACUUUGAAGCGAUGCUUGGGACAUUGACAAGGACAAAGGAAAGUAUUGGUCGAGCAACACGCAUAGCUAUUGACUGUGCAAAGUUUGGUAUUGCAGAUAAGGUCAUGGAAAUUCUUGCCCAUUGUCUGGAAAUGGAGUCUAGCGUGCAUCGGAGGGUGGAUUUGUUUUUUCUUGUUGACUCUAUUGCACAGUUUUCUCGUGGUUUAAAAGGUGAUGUAUGUGGAGUAUAUUCAUCUGCUAUCCAAGCAUCCCUUCCACGACUAUUAUCUGCUGCUGCUCCUCCUGGAAAUACUGCCCAAGAAAACCGGAGGCAGUGUCUCAAGGUUUUAAGGCUGUGGUUGGAGAGAAGAAUCCUACCAGAAUCCAUUAUUCGCCGUCAUAUCCGGGAACUGGAUUUAUAUAGCAGUUCAGGUGGUAUCUACUUGCGGCGAUCUUUGAGAACAGAGAGGGCUUUGGAUGACCCUGUUAGAGAAAUGGAGGGCAUGCUUGUUGAUGAAUAUGGAAGCAACUCAACUUUUCAGCUGCCUGGGUUCUGCAUGCCCCGAAUGCUUAAAGAUGAAGAUGAUGGAGAAGGGAGUGAUUCUGAUGGCGGGAACUUUGAGGCUGUCACACCGGAGCAUACACUUGAAGUAUAUGAAAUGACUUCUGCAAUUGAAAAACACAGACAUAUUUUGGAAGAUGUUGAUGGUGAACUUGAAAUGGAAGAUGUGGCUCCCUCGAAUGCAGUAGAAAUGAAUUCAAUUUGUAAUGUCGAUACAGGAAAUGCCAAGCAGUGUGAGAAGAAUCUGCCUCUGUCCUUUGCUCCUCUACAUCAGGAUGUGCGAUCUUCUUCCCCACCCCCACCAUCAUUCCUUCCUCCACCCCCACCACCUCCUCGUCCUCCACCCCCACCUCCUAUGUCACACCACAUGCCGUCCACCUCUGAUCCAUAUGACACCGUAGUUAAUUCAAAAGGUUGUACUGUUUCACAGACUCUGAAAGACAACCCCCUUCACUCUGUGGCUCAGCCCAUGGCUGCACCAAGGCAUAGCCAACCUAUCAGUGAUGCAGUGCACCAUCUGGUCCCUGAAUACCGAGAAAUGCAGAUGCACAUGCCAGAAUCUACUUGCUGUUUCAACAGUUUUCCUGUGCCACCCCCAGACAAUUUUCGACAUACUGAUGGUGUUACUAUGCAUAAUAAAGGAUACUCUAUACGGCCACCUCAACAUGUGCCAUCCAAUCAGUUUUCUUUUGUUAAUGGGGAACAGCAUGUGAAACAUCAAAGGGAGGUUCCACCACCCCCUCCUUACUCCAGUAGUCAACACUUUGUGCAGAACAUGGAGAGAGAGAACUUCUAUAAUAAUCAUGAGAGAUUAAGGCCACCUCCUUAUGUUUACGAAGAUAGAUGGAAUGGUCCUGCAUCUUAUCCCGGUCCUCGGUAUCAGGAAAAAGGUGUGCCUCCUCCUUAUGUUUGUCAUCCAUGUGAAUCAAGUAGAAUACCAGAUCAUGGGUGGAGAUUUCCUCCUCGGUCUAUGAAUCAGAGGAACUCAAUGCCAUUUAGACCACCCUUUGAAGAUGCAAUUCCAGUUGCAAACAGAGGUCCGGGCUUUUGGCGGCCUAGGUGAUCAGAAAAUUCCCAGAAACCAUGGCUGGUAUAGCCCACUUUUUGGGCUGGGCUCUGGUCUUGUUUAGGAAAAGGUGAUUUAUGGUCCUUCAUUCUUUACAUGCAAGAAUCCUUGGAGGGGGUUCGGCGGAAUCUGCACAGGACAUGUGAAUGAUCUGCUAGGUUUUGUACAUAUGUAUUAUAGCCUCUUCUGCAGAAUGCAGGGCAGGAAGUGUAAUCGUAGAGUUUUUGGAGAGGGGUGACCUAUUUAGGUUGUCAUGUGUCAAAAUUUUUUUGCUCCAAAUUUUAUAAUUUAUUUCAUGGAAGCCCUUAUAGAAGUUAGAUGAAUAUAUAUAUAUAUAUAUAUAUAUACAAAUUUUCAGGGGAUGUUUCUUGAAAUUGUUCUCUUGAUAUUUGGAAAAACUUCCUCUAGCAUUUUCGGUCAACUUUGAUUCACUCUUUAAAUGCGUUGUUUCCGCGUCGAGUGCAUGGUCUUAGUGGCCAUCAACUAUUGGGAUGCUUGGGGCCCCUCUCAUAAAAACGUGCUGGCCUAUGGCAGUGGUUUGUUAGAGUUUGUAGGUAGAGUUGGCGUGUUCAACUGUGAUGACAGCGUUGAGAAUGAUGAAGGGUGCAUGGCUAUCUUAAUUCUAAAUUUCCAGUUAUAACGUGUAAUACCACUAAUAUUCCUUUGUAUUUGGGAUAAUUGUCUCUACAAUGCCAAAUUAUAUAAAAAAGAAAGAAAACUUUGAGAAUUU